GAAAUCCCCAGCUAUGCUUUCUGGGUAAAGUGCGCCCCGUAUCCGCCCAUAUUCGCGUAAAGGAGGCCAACCUGAGCAGCUAGGCCGGACGCUGGAUCAAAUGGAAAGUUCAAUCGAUUAAUUUGUCCACUUUUCCCGCAUGUUCCCGCUUGCUUCUGAAACGAGGUAGACCGACUUAAAUGCGGGCGUUUCGGUGUGAAAUAGGAAAUGCAGAGAUCGUGUGAAACGAGAGGAUUAUCAGCUUGACUUGUUUGGUCGCUACUUCGGACGCGGAACUCCACUCGCUAAAAGGUGAAUCAUGACAGAAUAUAAGCUGGUAGUGGUGGGAGCAGGUGGCGUUGGCAAGAGCGCACUUACCAUUCAGCUCAUCCAGAAUCACUUUGUGGAUGAAUAUGACCCCACCAUUGAGGACUCCUACAGAAAGCAGGUAGUGAUUGAUGGAGAGACUUGUCUGCUGGACAUCCUGGACACUGCAGGUCAGGAGGAGUACAGCGCCAUGAGGGACCAGUACAUGAGGACAGGGGAGGGCUUCCUCUGUGUCUUUGCCAUCAACAACACCAAGUCCUUCGAGGACAUUCACCACUAUAGAGAACAGAUUAAGCGGGUGAAGGACUCUGAGGACGUCCCCAUGGUGUUGGUGGGGAACAAGUGUGACCUCCCGUCCCGGACAGUGGACACCAAGCAGGCUCAGGACUUAGCACGUAGCUACGGCAUUCCCUUUAUCGAGACCUCAGCCAAAACCAGACAGGGCGUUGAUGACGCCUUUUACACAUUAGUGCGAGAAAUCCGGAAGCAUAAGGAGAAGAUGAGCAAGGAGGGUAAAAAGAAGAAAAAGAAGUCCAAGACAAAGUGUACACUUAUGUGAAUAAUCACCCCUUUUCAAGAUAGACUAAAAAAGAGAAACUAUGUUGAACAGUUAAAGUAAUACAUUUUGUACAUUACACUAAAUUAUUAGCUCCUUCUCAAUACCCACCAAACUGAAUACUAAACCUGACCUGAUAUUUCUGCCUUUGUUAUUUGCUACUUUGACACCAAUAAGCUUUAUUUUGAGUUUAGUGCCAGUUGCCCACAUAUGUUGGUCCAACAGCCUGUUUGAUUUUAUAGGAUGAUGAUGUUGAUUUGGAUAAUUUUAUAUAACUGCAGAGCUAUGAGCUAAUUGCAUCACAGCUCAUGUUUGACAAAUUACUCAUUAAUAACUUAGGUAUUUUUUAUUUCCUUUGCUUAAAAGGUCAUGACCUGCAAAGGUUCUGUAAUGCCCUUUUUAAGUAUGGGAUGCCAAAGAAAGAAUUUCCAUCCCAAGUCCCGUAGACAAAACAGACAUGAAGAAAGGACCAACAUUCAGCCAGAUGAGAUCCAAAUGUCCCAGCCACUGUGUAAUAUCCCCAUCUCAAAUGACCUCUAGGUAUGACUUAGUUAUGUCACUGAUAUACGUAUGCAUGCAAACUCCUACUCUUCUCCGAAUGUUUUAAUACCCUAAUUAGCUAUUCAUUAAUUUGCAGUUUGUCAAUACUUUGUACUGUGUGGGGAGUGAUUUCUUGCCUACAUGAGAAGUUUUUUGGUUUUUUUUUUUUUUCUUUCUUUUUUUUUUUUUUUUUUUUUUUUUUUUUUUUUUUUUUGCAUGCGUUGUUUCCUACGUGACAUGGAUAUUGCAAACUGCCUCUGGUUGAUACAUUUAAUGGAGCCAGCAAUGAGGAACACUGACCCAAGUCUAGCUUUUCAGGUUUAUAAACAGUAAUCAAUAUUUGCUUUUGUGAGAAAUGACAGAUUCAAAAAUCCAUGAUGAUCUGAAUUUUUACCCAUUUUGUGAUAACGAAAUGGGACUAGGAGCCAGGUUUUACAUUGGUCAGAGUAAUUUUUUGUUGCAGGGAUUGAUGCCACGUCACAAGCUAAUGUUGAACCUUACUGGUUACAUAUUUCCUGCUUUUCUUUACUCACAUGCUUGACUGCAGGAUUGUUUUUAUUCAUCCUGACAAUAAUCAUUUUAUUCCAAAUUUGUUACACAAGGUUGUCAGUUAAAUUAAUUAACAAUUCAAGAGUUCUCCUUUCAAUAUUCUCCCAGUAGAGGACAUAUUUAAAUAGAAUGUUAGGUUUAAAUACUAAAUUUGAGGAUUUUUUAUUCUCCAGUAGCUGGUGUCACGCCUUGCACUUUUUCCUAAGCUGUUGACUCGUUCGCUUGUGACUGGCUAGAAAGCAGGAUGCAUCUUUUAAGCAGCUUUCAGGAAUAUUUCUCUUGGUGUGGUGUCACAGAGGUUAUUCACAAUGUUGUCCAAAUGGAUUUUCAGAUUCUUAUGUGGAGCUUUUGAAAGAGUUUUUGGAUUCAUUUCCUAAAGUGUUGAAAUUUUUUGGUGGGUUGCCUUCAACAGAAAUGAUUGUCCAGCAGAAUAACUUGUCAAUUUCUCUCACAAAGCUCGUGUAUCGUGGUGAUGUAACUGGAACUGAUGUUUGUAAAUGAGGCAAUAAUUGCCAUAAAAUUGGUUUUUAGAGAAAAUUGUCUCAAUUUAUUAAAAAAAAAAAAGUCCUAAUUUCUUUCCCGGGUCAACCCAUAUUUCACCUUUUCCAUUGUAUUCCAUAUUGCUGUUCCCUGGGGAAUUUUUAUUUGCCUUUUAUUGUUUGCAUUAGGUGCUACAUUUAGACGGUAGAAAGAGCCGAGACAUUUACUUUGUCCUGUGUGUGCUCAUGAAAUACACAAAAUGCUGUUUUAGGGGAGUGACGGUAAUGACACAGAAAAUCCAUACAUUAUACAUUUUGUUUUCAGGAUUAAUGAAUUUUGACCCAGUUUAUUAUUACCUCUUUUUUCAUGAAGUAGAUAAUAACUGUUAAUGCAAUUUUAAUUUAGCAACCCUCUUGUUAACAAUACUGUUUCAAAAGUAGUUUUACUGAAAUGUUUGAAAUGUUCCUCUUCCUUUAUUGCGUGCCAACAGCUGAUUUCUGAAAUGUAUCAUUUAUACCUGGAUCGUAUUUUAACAACCUUUGUAUAGUUGUGAUACUGAAAGGUGCAUAUUUUGUAAAUUGUGCUUCAUUUCGUUGGUGUGUCUAAAUGAAUGUUGCUUUAAUGGAGUUUCACUCCGCUCUGUGUAUGUGACUAGAGUGUGACUGGGUCCAGGUCUAGGGAAGUGAAUGAAUGACCACUUUACAACACACCUGGUGUGUAGAGUGGUGAUCUGAUCUCAAAUGAGUCUAUUUUUUGCCAUGAAUCUCACCACUCCUAUUUAAUGUGUAAUAAAGAACAAAGUAAA
This is a messenger RNA of Xiphias gladius (swordfish), 3236 nucleotides long. RefSeq names its product v-Ki-ras2 Kirsten rat sarcoma viral oncogene homolog (gene kras). Gene Ontology annotation, molecular function: GTP binding; GDP binding; GTPase activity. The transcript is spliced from 5 exons. Bases 299 to 865 code for a protein of 188 amino acids. Gene Ontology annotation, biological process: Ras protein signal transduction. The record is from RefSeq and is a predicted model, not a curated record. NCBI's taxonomy places the organism in Eukaryota, Metazoa, Chordata, Actinopteri, Istiophoriformes, Xiphiidae. Gene Ontology annotation, cellular component: plasma membrane.